Molecule: messenger RNA, 4834 nt
Organism: Phlebotomus papatasi
Lineage: Eukaryota; Metazoa; Arthropoda; Insecta; Diptera; Psychodidae
Product: putative thiamine transporter SLC35F3
Exons: 9
Coding region: 415-2235 (606 amino acids)
Source: RefSeq, a predicted model, not a curated record
UUUGUGAUUGUGAAUAAAAUUGAUAAAAGUUUUGAGUGAAUUGUAGAUAUUUCCCGCUGAAUCGAUAGAUAUGUGCCUGCAAAAGUGGCAGAAUUAAUUGAUACUCGAAAAACAAAAGUUGCGUAUAAUGGAAAAGCAUUAAAAAAAAAAGCUUAUGACACAUAAAGUGAUAUAAAUUGGACUUUGUCAUGCAAACCUCAUAUACUUAAUCGAAAGCUUUCGACGCUAUUCACUCCCGAGGGUGCUCUUUUUUUGGCAUUAACUGGUGUUGUGAUUAAUGUGUGCAAUUACGCAAAUUAUGGAUUGAAGCACCUGCAACACUGAUUGUGUCAAUGCUGUGUUGUGAAUACUAAAUCACAAAAACGGAUCUCUCAAAAAUACUCGGUAAUUUUUGGUCAAAUAGAAUGCUGAUUGAUGAAGGAAAGUAGUAUGGCUAGAGAUGGAGAAAUUCCUGCAAUUUUUAACCCACGACGUGUUCGAGCUCCCUCAGUUGUGGUCACUGGUGACUCUCCCAAUGGGCCCUUUGGCGGCUUUACGCCCAGCGGCACCGGAAGUUCUGCCCCACCCCAGAUUACCCAUUCGGAUUCUGUGACUUCGAGUCAGCCCGAUGCUUCGGAUCACACAACAGCUCUUAUGCAAUCAAGUGGAGGAUGUCAGACGCCAACUCCUACAACAGAUCAUGCAGCCACAUGCAUCGGUUCCACGACUCGUCCACCCCGGAGCCGUUUGCGAUCUUGCAGAGACUCCUGCUGUUCCAGCAGUGCACAGAAAAUCUACUUUGGUAUCUGUGUAACUCUCCUGGUUACAGCCACAUGGGUUGGAGCUACACACUGUAUAAAAUUUCUCUAUCUCACCCACAAUUCCUACGCCACACUGCCCAUCAUCACGAGAUCCAUGGUAGGUGAAGCUAUUGCCAAUUCAAGCAGCUUCAUCCGGACCAGGGAUUCGCUCACAUUUUCCGCCGUGGGCUUCAAUGCGCCAUUCUUUGCAUCCUGGUUCUGCACCAAUUUUUCCAUCUUCUUUUUUCCCAUCUACCUCUUGGGACGUGUGGCAAUGAAGAAGUGUGAAGCUCCAGGAGAGAUUCUUGGAGACGUACUCCGAGGAUUUAGAGAUCGGGGAUUUACAGUUGGGCGCUUCCUCAACCGUUGCCUCACCUUCUGCAUCCUCUGGCUCAUCACCACUUACCUCUAUGCUUUAUCUCUGCGAGCUCUGCUGGCUACAGAUGUGAUGGCUCUCUUUGCCACAAAUGUCGCCUGCGUGUACCUCCUGUCGUGGGUGAUUCUGCACGAACAAUUUGUGGGAGUGCGGAUAGUGGCCGUGAUCCUCUGUGACACGGGAGUAGCACUCCUGGCGUACAUGGAUGGUAUCACGGGCACACCCACGCUGGGUGGUGUAGUGCUGGCGGCUCUGGCAGCUGCCGGAUAUGCCGUGUUCAAGGUGAUGUUCAAGAAGGUGAUGGGUGAUCCCCCAGUUGGUGAGAUUGCCUUUACAUUCUCCUUCUUGGGCUUCAUGAAUGCUGCCCUCCUCUGGCCUGUCUGCAUUGGCCUCUACUUGUCCGGCACCGAAGUGAUGCCAUGGGAAAUUAUGCCAUGGAUCAUCCUCCUUAUGGCUAGUGUUCUACUUUUAAUGUUUCAUCUUUUAACGCAAUUCAGCACAGCAAUAACUUACAAUGUUUUUGUAACUCUUGGACUCAUCACUUCUGUACCAGUUUCUGCAGCUCUAGAUGCAACUCUGUAUGGUGCAGAAUUUGAUGGGAUGAAGUUGGCAGGGAUUAUCUUAAUUGGAGUUGGUUUCUUUCUCGUCAUGUUGCCAGACAAUUGGCCUGACUAUAUUACAAGACUGUUGCGAAAAACUGGUCGUGCUAUCCUCCGAUACCAAUGUUGUUGCGAUUAUGCUGAAAUUGAUUACGAUAAUUCGAAAUAUCAUAUUGUUGGGUCACAACGCGAGAUGGGGACGGCAUCCCCGAAACGGAACUCCUGGGGGCCCCUAUCGCGAUGUCAUCGACUAUCGGACGGGCUACAUCCGUUCGCAUCUUCGAUCUCCCUCAGGCAGGGUGAGAUGACUGAGCAGCAGUUCCUCCAGCAUCUCCAGCUGCAGCAACUCUCCCCAUACAGCAGCAAUAUUAAUCUCAGUGUAAAUUAUCCACAAUCCUCAUCGCCCACACUCUGUGUGGCUGAGACCAAUUUCAUGCGCACCGGCAGCAAACGCAAGUACUCUUACGGAUCUGUUGAGUAAAAUGGAUAAACUUUCAUCAUUGAAAAAAAAACUGUAAAAAUAAAUCGUUGUCACAAAAAACUCCAAGUCCAGACUCUGCCUGGUCAUAGGCGUAGUUUCGUUAUCGAAAAGUGUCUCGGCUUAAAAGUAAAUGCAGUGAGCCCAAACACAAAUAGAUUUUGAUUCUCCAAUAGUGUCUUGGAUAAAAGGUAUGGAACACUAUUUGCACAAAAAGUCGUUGAUGUUCGAAGAUUUCAAAUUCAAUUUCGAAUUUUCAUACUAAACUUUCGAACAAGGUGGAAACAAUUUAUCAAAUAUCACACUAAAAAGCUGGCAAAAGAGUUACUCAGUGAUUAUGGAGUGAUUGAGUAAUGGAAUAAGAACAGUAAGCGUCGUUGUUCUGUUUUAUUCCUCACAACAAUGUGAAGACCGUCAUAUUUUGACACUUUUGUAAGAAAGUCUCUUUUUUGGAUUUUCAAAUAGAUUUUCGAAUUUUUCAAGAUCUACUUCUGUACGGAAAGAGUACACACGGCUCUUCGUUAUCCGGGUGACAGCUGCCAAACACUGGCAGUUGAUGUAUUCAAAAUUAUUUUUACUAAACAUGAAGUUUCUCCAGUGUGAAUUAAAGUAUUAUUAUCAUUGUAUCGAAGUUUUUAAUACAUAAUUGUGAUAAAAAAUGAAACAUAAGCACGCCAUGAAGAAAAUUCUCUUGUUCUUUGUCAGACAGAAAAUAAAUUCACACUGCACAAAAUAGAAAAACCGUUGAUCAUUCAAAAAACCUAAAUGUCAUUUUGUCCCCCAGUCAGCCGGAUAACGAAGAGCCGUGUGUACAUACAUUUACACAAAAUUUCUCUGAUAUUCGAAAAACUGAUUUCCGAAUUUCCACACCAAAUUUUCUCGCAAAAGUUGUGAAAAUUUACAUGAAAAUACCAAAAGAAAAUGCUAUAUAAAUUGCUCAAUUAUUAAGUUGGAAAUUUAAUGAAGCAGAAGUAAGGUAAAAUCAUCACUUAUGGACAGUUUUCAAUAUCUUAAAUUUUUACCUAAAACAAAUUUCGAUGGAUAAACCAUUAAAUUAGCAUUUUAAAUUGUGAUUAAUAAAUUGGCAAUUUUUCGAAAUGUGUUUUAUUUAAGAUUUAAUAUUUUUGAUAGGUGUCCAUAAGAACUAUAGGGUAAAGGCUCAUAAUUUGGUCCAGUCUGCUUAUAAGCAUCGAUGUUCCAAGUUUGAAGUGCGAUAUUUUCAAUACUAAUUGACUUUUUUUGUUACUCUCUUUUCAGAAGGGUUGUUUAGAAACUUGGCAAGCUAUUUAUCGUCUUAUUUUUACUAAAAUUAGUUUUAAUACGUUUAAAAAUGAAUUGAUAUGUAGACGUGAAUUUGACUCUUAUUUUGGACAAAUUGGUUAUUAAUUUGGACAACUUGGCUGUAAAUUUGGACAGCUAAUCCGCCUCGACAGGAUGCCCAUUGUUCUUUAUUUCAUGAACCAAUCUUACCAAUUUCUCUUCCUGUUCAUAUAAGAUAAGGGAAACGUAGAAUGUCACAAUAAGCCCGGAAACUUUCCAUAUCAUUUAUCAAAGUGAGUUGACUUCGGUACUCCAAGUACGUGCGGAUUCGCUCAUUCCCUGGCCUUUCCGGGAGCUUUUCAAGGUUUUUCAAAGAAAUUUCAACUCAAAUCAUAUUCAAAAUUUAACGUAUUUAAUGUUAAAAUCUUCCAAAAAGAACAUAGAUAGAAUUCAUUAUUCAUUAAAUAUUGGAUUAAAAAUCCAUAAUUUUAAUCAAUUUAUUUUUAGUGUCCAAUUUUAUUCUCAAAGUGUCCAUAAUAAGAAACUGGACAAAAUUAUGAACCUUUACCCUAUAUCCAUAUAGAGCCAAAUUGUGCCGAUCUGUCGACCUCAUUACGGUCUGCCGAUUCGGCCGAAUUUCCGCGGAAUUUCUGCCGAAUUGGCAAACUGUCACAAAAUCAACAGAUUGGUACGAGAUCGAAAAAGCCACUUUUUCACGCCUUAAAAAUUCCCUUAAAAUCUUAAUGUGGUAUUUACAAAACUAUUGUAAAAUUAUUUAGUUUGAAUUUUCGAACAUCAACGACAUUUUGCCCAUACAAACUUUAAGUUUUAAGCCGAAACCGUUUUAGAUAAUCGAACUAAAACCCUGUGAACAAGCAAACUUUAUCCUUUUUACCACAAAACCCGGAGAAAAAAAAAAUUUUUCAAUCAAGUGGUAAAAAAGUGUUGUAAUACAUUUAAUAGAACUUUAGGUUUAAUGAAAAUAUUUACGGAAACUGAAAGCAUGUUUCAAGGUUGUUCUUUCUUACUACAAAAAUUACAGUUAUAUUUAUCAAUAAAAGAAAUCCUUAGAAUUAAUAUCUUUCAUUGAAAAUUCCAGAAAAGUGCUUUUAAUUAAAUGUAGGCCUUCACUGGAAUUUUCAAAAGAGAUAAAAAAGAAAAUUUCCUGCCUUUGAAACUCUCUAAAAAAGGAAAAAAUACAAAAACAAUUUCUAAAAGUUAGUGAUUUGUAAAUUUUACGAAGAAAAAAAAAUAUCAAUUCAUAUUUGCAAUUGUUUUUAGAUAAACUAAAUAAUACUGUAACCUAUUUAAAAUAGACUUAAUAAAUCUUUUGAAUGUUGAA